CGCAAAGGCAUUCAUGAAUGACGCCCCUCUCGUGACGAGGUAAGAUGUCCCCAAUGGCGGUUCCUGCGGUUGAUCAGACCCAUGAUACUGCAACGCCGCUAAAACGCCUUCCAUCCACCCCGCCAUUGAGAUGGCGGUGGAAGGCGUGAUUAAUCUUUCAGAGAGCGAUCGUGACUCAGAAAACAACAAACAAAUUUUUCCAAGACUUCGCCAACCAAUCUUUGGCUCACAAUUGUUUGACUCUCCCAUCAUUUGUUGCAGUCAACCUGGUACCUGGCCUCGAACCCCCAAAGCAAGUUUUGUUCCUGCGGAUAAAAUUCCUUUUCAACCCCACCAUUGAAGAUGCCCAUGCUCAAGGACCCCUCGAAGAAAUACAAGAAGUUUCCUGCUCUUCAACUCAAAGACAGACAAUGGCCUGACAAAACCCUUGACAAGCCGCCGCGAUGGCUCUCGACCGAUUUGCGCGAUGGCAACCAGAGUUUAGUUGACCCUAUGGACGGCGAGCAGAAAUGGACGUACUUCAAGAUGUUAGUUGAGCUUGGCUAUAAGGAAAUCGAAAUUUCAUUCCCCUCAGCCUCGCAGACAGACUUCGACUUCACGCGACGCCUUGUAGAGACCCCCGGUGCAGUCCCAGACGAUGUUUGGCUCCAAGUUCUUUCUCCAUGCAGAGAAGAACUAAUUGCGCGUACGGUCGCAUCCCUCAAGGGUGCGAAGAAAGCUCUCUUGCACAUCUACCUCGCGACGAGCGAAUGCUUCCAACGAAUAGUGUUCAACGCCACGGAAGAGGAGCAGUUAGAAGUAGCAAUUAAGUGCACGAAAUAUGCUCGGUCGAUUACAAAGGAUGAUCCUGCGCAAGCAGGCACGGAAUGGGCCUUCGAAUUCAGCCCCGAGACCUUCUCGGACUCUAGGCCUGAGUUUGUGAUCAAGAUUUGCGAGGCUGUGAAGCAAGCCUGGGGCCCGACUGUCGAGAACCCAAUUAUCUUCAAUCUUCCUGCUACGGUCGAGAUGUCCACGCCGAACGUUUAUGCGGACCAAAUUGAGUACUUCUGCCGAAAUAUUACUGAGAGGGAAAAGAUUUGUGUUUCUCUUCAUCCCCACAACGAUCGUGGCUGCGCGAUUGCUGCAGCAGAAUUGGCACAAAUCGCUGGCGCGGAUCGAGUCGAGGGCUGUCUCUUUGGCAAUGGCGAGAGAACUGGAAAUGUUGAUCUCGUUACACUUGCUUUGAAUCUUUACACACAAGGCAUUCAUCCCAAUAUCGAUUUCUCGGACCUCAAUCGGGUCAUUGAUGUGGUUGAAGUGAGCAACAAGAUCCCAGUCCACCCUCGAGCACCAUAUGGAGGAUCUCUUGUUGUGUGUGCUUUCAGCGGAUCUCACCAAGAUGCUAUCAAGAAAGGUUUCCAGAUGCGUCAGAAGAAUGGUGCUUCUAACGAAUCGCCGUGGCAAAUGCCAUACCUUCCCCUCGAUCCUCAAGACAUCGGCCGUACCUACGAAGCCAUCAUCCGUGUUAACUCUCAAAGUGGCAAGGGUGGAUCUGCCUGGAUUAUUCUCCGCAACCUUGAGCUUGAUCUUCCUCGUGGCUUACAGGUUGCAUUCAGUAAGAUUGUUCAGAGGCGUGCGGAUCAAGUCGGACGAGAGCUCCUCUCAACUGAGAUCCAGGAUCUCUUCGAGCAAACUUAUUUUCUCAAAGAGAAUCCGAGAUUCAAGUUGGUCGACUACACAAUCAGCACCGACCGUUCUGCUUCGCCAGCUCCUUCUGCACCAGGCAAGAGACAAGAUACGACACAUAUGAAAAGACGUUUUGAAGGCGUCAUUUCCAUUGAUGGCUACGAGCAUGAGCUUAAGGGUUUUGGCAAUGGUCCGAUUUCAAGUUUGGCAAAUGCUCUUCACUCAGUUGGAAUCGAUCUCGAUGUUGCAGAUUACAAAGAACAUGCUAUUGGCGGUGGCAGAGAUGUCAAGGCUGCGAGCUAUAUUGAAUGUACUGCUGCUGGAUCAAGCAUGAAAGUUUGGGGCGUUGGAGUCCACGAGGAUGUUGUUCAGAGUUCUUUGAUUGCCCUUUUGAGUGCUGCUAGCAACUUCAUUACAAGCAGACCAAACACGCCUUUGUUGCUUCGAGGUAAGCAUGGCGGUAAGUUGAGCCAGGAUUUGGAUCUCGAACGCACUCCGAAGGAAAAUGGACAUCUUUCGAUUCCCAAACCAAAUGGAGUACCUAAGAGUGGACCAGAUGCAGUGAGCGUUUUGGAGGCAAAAGUCAACCAGUCGAGUUAAGGGGCUUUGCGGGGUUGACGGGACGGGCCUUGGAGGGGUAGCAAAGAUAGCAGUUUCAGAGUGCUUUCAUAUCGUGGGCGGCGCAAAUGAUAAUGAACCAAAAGAGAACUUGACUAGCUUCAUAAUAGGAGUUGUAGCAUCAUAACCUCGAGUCAGCGAGCAUCUCGGAAAUAGAUCGUGGAUCCGAGAAUUUCGGGAUCACCAUAAAAAGCUCAAUCACGUGCUCUCACAUGGCUAGCGCCAAAUAUCGCGACCCCAUGUAAGCUAUGGUACCAAAUGAAUCC
Hyaloscypha bicolor E is the source of this 2549-nucleotide messenger RNA. Its product is annotated as 2-isopropylmalate synthase. Gene Ontology annotation, cellular component: mitochondrion. Gene Ontology annotation, molecular function: 2-isopropylmalate synthase activity. The record is from RefSeq and is a predicted model, not a curated record. Bases 343 to 2265 code for a protein of 640 amino acids. Gene Ontology annotation, biological process: L-leucine biosynthetic process. The transcript is spliced from 4 exons. NCBI's taxonomy places the organism in Eukaryota, Fungi, Ascomycota, Leotiomycetes, Helotiales, Hyaloscyphaceae.